AUGCCGAAAGAUAGAACUAUUUCAGUGUAUUAAAGAGGAGAAAUGAUUGAGGCUUCUUCAAAGGCAAAUGAACGUGAAAAGAAAAAUUCAGCUAGAUACCCACAAACAGAUAUAAUAAAAGUAUAAAAAAAGUAAUCAAAGCUAGGAACAAAUUAAGUAGGAGACUGCACUAGACAAAGAGAUGCAACAACUACUGUAGCAUAAAAACUAUAAAUUAAUUAGGCUGCAGAAGGGCAUUUAUACUAAUCUUAAAGCUUUCUCAUAAUUACUGUGAUGAAUGAAAUCAAUACACUACCAACUAAACCUAGAGCGCAUCCUAGUGACUAAUUUCUUUCUAAAUUACUUGGAAGGUUUAAAGAUUUUAUAUCAGUAGGCUCAAAAAGAAAGGAAGGUCUAACCACUAAAAUGAUGCCUAAAAAGCUAACAAAAGAAGACACAAGCUUUCUGAGAGUAAUUUUCUCUUGUAGAAAAUAGCUUGCAAGAAAUGUAGUCCAAAUAGGAUUUGUGUUAGAAAUAAUAAAACCAUCAGAAAUAUUAAGAUACUUAUAACUCAAAAACAAGCAAACUGUUUUUAUAGCAACUAAAAUUCCAGAUAUUAUAAGCAGUCUAAACACUGUCUUAUUGGUGUAAAAUAUUUUAAUAUCGAAUGAUUUGCAUUAGCUUAAUGUAAUUAAGUAGCCAAUUACGCAUCUCCCAAGAAUGACUUGGUACAUAGAAUAGGAAGUUCUUAAAAUACCAACACAAGUAUACAUUGUGAUAAAGAAGAACUAGCUUAUUAAUGCAUAUAUAAUUGCUGUUCUUCUCUUAUUCCCAUUUUCAAAUGACUAACACCUUUGA
Tetrahymena thermophila SB210 is the source of this 837-nucleotide messenger RNA. RefSeq lists its product as hypothetical. NCBI's taxonomy places the organism in Eukaryota, Ciliophora, Oligohymenophorea, Hymenostomatida, Tetrahymenidae. The record is from RefSeq and is a predicted model, not a curated record. The transcript has a single exon.